Molecule: messenger RNA, 480 nt
Organism: Adineta ricciae
Lineage: Eukaryota; Metazoa; Rotifera; Eurotatoria; Adinetida; Adinetidae
Source: the annotation of a GenBank genome assembly
AUGAGUUCAUUAGCUCCAUCCGUUUUGACAUUAACUCUUGGCAUGUUUUUUAUUCUCAUGGGUCAAUUCAAAGUUACACCUAGGUACUUUCCAGAUGUUUAUGAAGAUAUGAAACAAGAAUUCGGUCGCAAUAAUAAAGUCUUUCCGUUUUAUCAACUCACCGGUUGGCGCCCGUAUGCGAAAAAUUAUCGUUUAACUGUGGGAAUUGUGGAGAUUGUGUGCGGAAUUACUCUCGUUCUUGUACCUGGUCGGCUGAAGCAACUCGCAAAUAUUGUUCUUUUAAUUUUGAUGUUGGGCGCAAUCUACACUCACUAUGCAUUAAAUGAUAAAUUUGAUCGUAUGGCACCUGGAAUAAUCUGCAGUCUACUUCUAUUUACUCGUCUUCUUAUCUUGCGACAUUCCGGACAUUCUAAUCUAAUUAAAAUAGAUAAAAGCAUUGAAGAUCAACAAGAACUGUCUGAUAGAAAGAAAAACAAUUGA